AUGGAGGGAAACGCGCACCUCCUCCAGGUCAUCCGCAAGAUGCGUUCCCAGAUCAACAAGCUGGAGAGGGAAAACAGAGCCCUGAGGGGAGAGCUGCAGGUCUGCGGGCAGAGAGCUGUGCCACCGGAGAGAGAGGUGGCAAGAGGAGGUGGGAACGGCGAUGUGAGGAGCCUCGACAGUGAUGGGGAAGGGGCAGCUGGCUCUCCAGCAUCCCUGCUCGGGAGUGUCAUGGCCAGUCACCUUCUGGCACCGAAGGAGCAGACAGAUACCGCCAUGACCGUGCGGCGCUACUCCACCACUUCGCCAGCACCCGCUCCUUCCAGCACAAGGUCGCACUGGGCUGGCAGGAGACCGCCAAGCAACAGGCUACCACCAAGCAAUGGGCUACUGGCCACACCAGGCAGUGCCCAGCCACCAGCCCCUCUGGCUGCAGAACAGCUCACCAGUGGAGAGGAGGAAGGGCUUGAAAAACUGCCGGCCAACUGUUUCUCCUACAGUCAUUCCAGCAAACUGGAGCUGUUUCAGGAGCAGGUCUGCAAGUGCAGGGGUAAAGUAAAGGCCGUUAGUUUCCUCUUACCAAUGGAUAUGUCAUCAUAUGCUGAAAAGCAAGGUUCCCUCAAAAGCCCACAAAAUCAGAGCACAAAACAGUUAACUGCCAUCACUGAAAAGGAUAUGUGA
Antrostomus carolinensis (chuck-will's-widow) is the source of this 678-nucleotide messenger RNA. It is a transcript of the gene CCDC195, whose product is annotated as coiled-coil domain containing 195. The record is from RefSeq and is a predicted model, not a curated record. The transcript has 3 exons. The coding region runs from base 1 to 678 and encodes 225 amino acids. Lineage: Eukaryota; Metazoa; Chordata; Aves; Caprimulgiformes; Caprimulgidae.